Messenger RNA from Trichobilharzia szidati, 1334 nucleotides. NCBI's taxonomy places the organism in Eukaryota, Metazoa, Platyhelminthes, Trematoda, Strigeidida, Schistosomatidae. The record is from the annotation of a GenBank genome assembly.
UAAUAAUAAUAACAAUGGUAAUAGUUUGAAUGAAAUGCCAACACUAAUCAAUAGACAAACUAUCAAUUCAAAUUAUCCGCUAACACAUUCAAUGUCCAAUAGUAAUGAAAAGUUAAGAUUUGAACAAGAAACCAUUCAACCAAUGAAUCCAAUCUUAUCUUAUGUUGUACAUGAUUAUGAGAAAAGUGUUUUAAAUUUAAUGUCACAAGAGUUAGGCAACACUAUGCCCACUUCAUCAUAUCCAUCUAAUACAAUAAAGUUAUUGCCAACAUCGAAUUCAUCUUUAUUCAGUUUAAAUGAUAAUCAUACUAAUUUAAGUAAGAAAACGUGUUCAUGGUCAAAUUAUCCUAUAAAUGAAGGUGGAUAUGACGAAAGCUGUGUAAAUUAUACGCUCAGUAAUAACAAUAAUACUGAUUCUGUAAUUCCCUCCGUUUUAACCACACACUCAGUAUUAAAUAAUCCCCCACCACAGAUGACAGCAGUUCAUAACACACUAGCAUGGUCUACAAAUCAAGACGUUAAGCAUACUAGAGCUUCAUUCAUACCUCAAAAUUAUCCUUCAACAAUUGAUGAAAGCUCGUGUGAUGAAAGUUUAAGUGAUGAUAAUAAUAAUAAUACUAAUCCCAAUAAUAGUAAUUAUCAGUAUUAUCAAUCACAAAUUUUAUAUCCUCCACAAUUAAAUUCAUUCAGUCCAUAUAUUCAAGCCUCUUCAGCUAAAUUAUCAACUGGUUUAAUAUCACAUCACAACAAUAUUGAUUAUUUUAGUGAAAAAAUCGAUUUAACCAAUUUAAAUUCAAGGAUUCAAUAUCCUAUUGAGAAUGAUACUAUUGAAAAUCAGACUAAUUUAACCCCAUUAGUAAAACAAACUGUCAAUCAUAAUGAUUUCAAUAAUAGUAAUAUUACUACUACCACUACUACCGCGCAAUUCAAUCCUGAGGGUAACACCACUUUUUCAAAUUGUACACAUGAUCAAACAUUUCGACAAUGGUUGAACGAUUCCUUAACAGUAAGCCAAGUUAAUCACUGCACAGAUAAUUGUCGUAUACCUGUUCUUCUAUGCCCAAGAAGUAUGUAAUUAUUGUUGUAAUAUUGUGCAACUAUUGUGUGUAGAAAUAUUUUUUCUACUUCUGAAAAUGAUGUCUAUUGAUUUUAUUGUGAUUUUUUUUCCCCACCUGAACAGUGAGUCAUAACUUUCCACUACCUACUUUUGAAAGCAUCAAAAUAGUCGUUUGAACGGUCUUUCUUGUAUCUUGUACAAUAAAUGUUGUCACAAUCACUUUACUAUUUAUUGUUAUUUUGAUUGUAAGAAUGAAAAAAACAACAAGAUAUUUAUG